AUGCAUGCCACUGUCGCCGGUUCACCACAUGCGACCGACCUCGCGGCGCAUUCUCCUAACACGUCCGCAACACCCACCUCCCCUCCGUCACUCACCCCCGCGCUCUCCGUUUCCCCAAAUGAUUCCGGUGCCUCCACCCUCCGCCGCUUGAAAUCCAAAUCAUCCCUGCGGAGCCUUGAAAGCAACCCCGAAGAGAGAACUUCGCCGGCGGAAUCGACGAGCGCCGGCCGGACUUCCUUUCUCCGCCGCCUUUCUCCCGCCCUCGCUGCCCGGGUGAAGCUGCUGGACGGCAGCAACAAGUCCGCAACCCAGACGCGGACUGUCACGCCAGUUGGCCGUAUCCCACAAGAGCAUCUGAAGGAGCUGGAUAGUCUCCACCAGGAUCUAUCGAUCAAGGUUAAGAGAAAAGGUCAGGCGUGGUCCGCCACGGCCACAUCCCCACAGCCACCGGAAUUCAAGCGCAGCGCCUCGAACCAGCUCGAGCUACCCCGACAAGAUAUCCUCCAAGAGAUCGCGGACGCGCGACGAGAAAUCCAGGAGUCUUCCGAAGCUGUCGUGGACAAUCCUGAGCCGACCGGCGCCUUUCAGACUCCGGAACACAAAACCCCAACCACGCCGAUGUCAGUCGCACAACCGGUACUCGCGCAGCCGCGCGCAGAGCCUCUCGCGAGCCCCCUUGGCUCAACGGGCGUUCAAGACAACCGGACCGACUUUGAAAAGUACGUCGACGACACCGCGAUGAAAGAUGCACAGUCCGCCCCGAAGCCACCGCCGAAAGAUACUCCUCCCGCCGAUGCAACGCACUCGCGUUCGUCCUCCAAUUCGCAAUCAUACUUCAAUCAUAUGGGCCCGGGACGCGCGGAAUCCAUUUACUCUUUCGGACGGGCCUCCUUCAGCAGUCAGCUCUCGCAGCUAACCUCAAUCUAUCUACCGCAGCCCGCUUCGCUCGAGGCGAGCAUUGAAAACAUUUCCACAGCUCUGGCGGCAGUUCGGGCCUUGAACAACGCCGCAGAACAAAUUCAAAUCUGGAUCAAGAAGGCCUCGGAUGUGCUAUGUGGCCUGGAUGCUGAAGAUGACGUGGAAUGGGCUGCGGCUGGUGGCCGCGAUGGACUAGAUGAGGUCGACAAAGCAAUUAACCGUUUUGAGUCGCUCGUCAACGUGUACGUGCGCGCUAUUGAGAAUGUCCAGCUGCGCGAUGACAUCGGAAAUGUCGAUGGGGAGAACUUGAAGACCAUCGUGAACCAGAUGGAGAGCAUCCUCGAAAACUGGUCUCAGAUCAAGGACAAGCUGAAAGGUGUAAAAGAGCAAGUCGAGUUAGCUAUGGAGUGGGAGGAGCUUUGGUCCAAUGUGUUGGGCGAUGUAGGCGUCGAGGUCGACAGCCUAAGUGGGCUGAUCUUUGAGAUGGAAGAGAAGCGGCAUCAGGCGUUGAUGGACACCGGCGACGCCACCGGCGGCCUUGACAUCAACGAACUGGAAACGAUUGUGGAAGAGUCCCCCGUCAAGGGUCGCGCGCAUGCGCAGAACCGUCUGAGUCUCGGACCCCUCUUAGCAUCGGCAUCUGGAACCCCCGUUAUCAAAACACCGCAGGACGAUACCAGUCACUCUAACCUCAUGGCUCUCUUUGCGCGCAUGCAACCACUCCGCGCAUCAUUGGACUUCUUACCCAUGAGGUUAUCCAUGUUCCAAGCACGGGCUGAAAACAUCUUUCCGACUGCGUGUGAGGAGCUCGAGGAACGGCGCAAUCGGUUGGAGGAGAGCUAUAAAGUUCUUGAAACUGAUGCCGAGGCUCUUCGCAAGGAGUUGGGAGAAGAUAAGUGGAUUCUCGUUUUCCGCAAUGCUGGGGCUCAAGCGCAAAAGAUGUUCGACUCAGUUGAACGCAGCAUCGGUAAACUCCAGGAAGGUCUGGAAUGCGGGAUGCAGAUGCACAAUAUGCCAACUCUGACCAAGCGUAUGGAAAAUUACGUGGCAAAGAAAACGCAUUACGUUCCUGCGAUUGACCGUGUGAUCUCCAUCAUUCAGAAGGGUGUAAACGACCGACUGACCGUCAACGGUGAGAUUCUGCGCCUGCUCUCCGACAUGACAUCGCGGACAGACGCUCUCAAAGCGAGCAUCAAAUUUAUGGACACGUCCCUCCAAGACAUACCCUUCAUGAACACCCAGCAGCUGCGAGACUCGGUCUCCAGCAUUUUGACCAUGGACAGUCCGGCACCGGGCCUCGACACUCCAGGAAGCUCGCCUGCCAACUCGGUAAUCAUGAGCGGUAACAAGUACAAGCGUGUCUCCACGCCGAUGGGCUCAAGUCGUCGCGACAGUUCAGUCGGAAGUGCGACAUCUCGUUCUGCCAUCCCGCCAUCACGUCGCUAUUCCAGUUUGCCCCAGCCCGUCGGGACUUACACGGGACGGAAGUCCAGCAUCCCACAGCCGACUGGCCUUGUUUCCCCCACCCCGUCCUACAGAAGUUCAAUGCUUUACACCCCAACCCCAGCUACCCGUACACGAACACCCGCGCCCCCAUCUACAAUUCCCAACCGCCCACGCUGGACAACCAGCACGAACCUGAACGACAUGUACAACUCGACCCAGCGCAAGUCGUCCGCGCCCCAAGCCCGGACCCCACGCCCUUCGUCGACCCUAUCCGCCCGAGACAGAGAAAUGUCCUCAUCUCCAAUUUCCGGCAUGCGUUCAACCAGUCGCGUCUCCAGCCGCUUCGGCUCCCGCAGUCCAAAUCAUUAUCUCCCCUCACCCACCCCAGCGCGCUCCUCCCUCCUUGACCCACCACCAUACAGCCGGCUUCGCCGUCAAUCCGGCAUCCCAAGUACCCCGCGCAGCCGUCAGAGCUUCGCUGGCCCGCCUACUGCCUUCAGUCGCAGUACCACUGCAGCUAGAGAGGCAGCCGUCAGCCCGAGUCGAACCGAACGUCCUGGGACUGCGCUCGGCCAUUCUCUCAACAGACGCACCAGUCUACUCCCGUUGCCGAAGCGUAAGGAGCCAGCGACCCCGAAGCCGGUCGAUACGCGUCCGCCUUGGCGCUAG
Penicillium bovifimosum is the source of this 3033-nucleotide messenger RNA. RefSeq names its product KAR9 family protein. The transcript has a single exon. Gene Ontology annotation, biological process: mitotic spindle orientation checkpoint signaling; establishment of spindle localization; nuclear migration along microtubule. Lineage: Eukaryota; Fungi; Ascomycota; Eurotiomycetes; Eurotiales; Aspergillaceae. The record is from RefSeq and is a predicted model, not a curated record. Bases 1 to 3033 code for a protein of 1010 amino acids. Gene Ontology annotation, cellular component: spindle pole body; cell cortex; mating projection tip.